GCAAGCAGCCGGGAAUUUUGCCGAGCGGGCGUUGGCAGCGCGUCGAAUCAGUUUUGCUGUUUUCACACGGCACGCCAGUCGCUUGGUUUGUUUGUGUGCGCGUUUCCUCCGAGACCGGCGAAAAAGGCGUUUUUGACACGGGCCACGCGAUAUUCCAUGAUUAAAAGCGUCGCCUUUGAUUGUAACUCGUUUCCGCAUCAGUCCCAACCGGCGUAAAACAGUUCAGAAAUGAUUCCCUCGAAGCUCAAAGUGGUCGAGCUGAGGGCCGAGCUCUCUUCCCGCGGUCUCGACACCAAAGGUAACAAGGCCGCUCUCGUCGAAAGGCUGGAAAAAGCUCUGGAAGAGGAAGAAAAGGGUUCUGAUGGUAAACAUGAAGUUUCUCAGCCAGCUCAGACUCCUGAUAAGGGGACAGAAGAGAACAAUGAUGACGACGAGAACUUGAAUCAGGAGGAUGAUGCUAAGGAUGAUGAAGAAGUUCAGGCAGAAGAUUGUCAACCAGAAAAUGAUCAGCCAACAGCUACAUCUCCUGUAAAACCACCAUCUUCCCAGGCGUCGCCUGUAAAACAGGUGCCAGCAUCACCAGCCAACCAAGAUGCAGAGGCUAAAUCUAAAUCAGAGACACAAUCCUCCCAGAAAAAUGAAGACCUCCCUCCAAAAGCUGGAUCCAUGGAUGUGGAUGAAACCCCCCCGGAAAACGUAAAAUUAGAGGGCGAUAAAAGAAGUGAUAACGUGAAAGACAACUUAAACGGAUCCUUAAAAGAAGGCUUUGAAAUAAAAGCCGAACCCAUGGAAGUGAAGGUCGAAGGGAAAAGUGAAUCUAAAAAUAAUGAAGUUAAGACUGAGAAACGGGAAGACCGUAAACGCAAGCGGUCACCAAGUCCGAGAAGGGAUCAACAUACUCCAGUCAAGCCUAUUAAAGAAGAUGAGCCGGAUAUCAAAGAUACAGAUGUGACUUUAAGUUGGUAUGAUUCUGAUCUGAAUUUAGUGAUUGAUACAAACUCUUUUAUGGAAGCGACUCCCAUGAGUGACGGUGGCUUCGGUUACAUCUGGGCGGGUGUCAGAGGAACCCAUGCUUAUACCACUGGAAAACUGUGCUUUCAAGUUCGACUUAAAGAAAACUGCAAUAUUUCACAUUUGGAAGAUGAACCAAAUCCCAACGUAUUACGAGUGGGAUGGUCAGCAUUGCACACAUCACUUCAGUUAGGUGAAGAACAAUUUUCUUAUGGCUUUGGUGGUACAGGAAAAGUUGCUGAAAAUUGUAAAUUUUCAAAUUAUGGAAAGUCUUUUGCUGUCGGGGAUGUUGUAACUGCUUACUUGGAAUUCACUGAUCAAGAGUAUGUCAUAAGUUUUGAUGUGAAUGAUGAGAAAUUUGGUGAAGCCUUCAGGGUACCCAUUCCGGACUCAGACAACAAGGGAAAUAAGUGGGCCCUCGCUCCACACGUUCUGACAAAAAAUGUCAAAUUCGAGGUGAACUUUGGCCAGUCGGAUCCUUGGACUGAUGUGAAACCUGAUUAUACAUUUGUCGGCAAAUUCCCCGUAGAGAAUGCAGUCGCUGGGCCUAAAAGACCAGAGAAACGAAGUGACUGUGAAAUGAUCAUGAUGUGUGGACUUCCCGGUUGCGGCAAAACAUACUGGGCUGAUAAAUACAGCAUGGCCAAUCCUGACAAACAUUUUAACAUCCUUGGCACAAACGCUCUAAUUGAUAAAAUGAAGGUCAUGGGUCUACCGAGAAAAGCUAACUACAGCGGCCGGUGGGAUGUGCUGAUUGAAAAGUGUACCAAGUGCUUGGUCCGCCUCAUGGAUGUGGGCUGUCACCGGAGGAGAAAUUACAUACUUGAUCAGACAAAUGUAUAUCCGGCUGCACAAAGGCGCAAAAUGCGCAAUUUUGAGGGUUUCAUCCGGAAGGCGGUCAUAAUUGUGCCUACUGAGGAAGAUUUCAAAGCUCGCUUACAAAUGAUGGAAAAAGAAGAAAAGAAAGAUGUGCCCGAGAGUGCGGUACUGGAAAUGAAAGCAAACUUCUCACUUCCCGAUAAGUCUCUUUUCCAAGAGGUAAUAUAUACCGAUCUUCAAGAAAAUGAAGCAAAGGAAAUGAUCCACAAAUUCAACAAGGAGGCUGCGGCUAAAGGAUACACAAGGAAGGGUCCGGGAGGCCAAGGAGGUGGACCUCCAGUCAAAAAGUUCAGACAGGAAUACCAUCAAAAUCAGAGACAUGAUUACAGAAGAGGAGGUGGACCUGGACCACAUACACCUGGAGGAUUCAGGAGAGGCGGCGGAGGUAUGGGAGACAGAGGAGGCCCACGAGGUGGGAACUGGGCGCCCAGAGGAGGAGGGCCUGACAGAUGGAGGGACAACAGGAACCACUCUGGAGGAGGCUAUCGGCAAGGUGGCGAUAGAGGAGGCGGAUGGAGAGGAGCUGGAAGCAUGGGUGGUAGGGGUCAUAGAGAUUUCGAACGUCCUCCAAGGGGUGGGACUUACGACAGGAAUAACAGGGGUCCUAACACUCCUGCCCGUCAAGGAGGGAACAGUUUCAGGGAUUCCAGGGACAACCAAAGAGGAAAACCAAAGGUGAAUAACAUGCCAAGAGGUGGGCAGUCAACAGGUAACAGCAGUAUGGGCUCCACUGGUGGCACAGUCACCACAGCCAAUAAUGCCCAAGGGCAAUGGGCUAGUGGUGGUGGCCAGUACCAACCACAGUCAUCACAGUCUGGCGGGCCACAGGCUUGGAAUAGCUCAGGUCAACAGCAAAAUUGGGGUCAGUGGGGCAACUACCAACAGCCAUUUAAAGGCUUCAGCCAAGGAGGUACAGGUGGUGGGUACGGUCAACAGGGUGGAUACAACCAGCAACAGGGUUACAACCAGCCAGGUGGAUAUGGCAAUUGGCAGCAGUAUGGUUACCCCGGUUACAAUCAGAAUUGGCAGAACAGUGAAGGUAACACAUUCGGCGCGUAUCAGCAAGCGUGGCCGAACUGGUAUCCAAAUACAGGACCAACCAACACCUCCCAACCACCCCCUUCUAAAUAAAAAAAAAAAAAAAAUGACAUUCCACAAAUGUAUGCAAACACUUUACAUUUUCACUCAAUGUAAUUUGUAGGUAUGACAAUUUUUUGCCUAUAUUUUCUUAUAGGCAAAAUAUGUAUAAAAUGAUUUAUAAAUGUAAUUUUAAGAUUGACUUUGUGCAGUUAAAAAAAA
This is a messenger RNA of Cimex lectularius (bed bug), 3189 nucleotides long. RefSeq names its product heterogeneous nuclear ribonucleoprotein U-like protein 1. The transcript is spliced from 19 exons. NCBI's taxonomy places the organism in Eukaryota, Metazoa, Arthropoda, Insecta, Hemiptera, Cimicidae. The record is from RefSeq and is a predicted model, not a curated record. Bases 229 to 3021 code for a protein of 930 amino acids. Gene Ontology annotation, molecular function: protein binding.